AUGGGUUCAGAGGUUGUCCACUUCAAAGGUUCUGGACGAAAGUGUGUCCACUCCAUCAUCCCUUCCAGGGAGGAGGUGACUACAAUUUGCGAUUUCUUAAAAUCGGAGGUAAAAGAAAGGGAAGGAGGAAGAGGAAGAAGGGAGAGAGGGAAAUGGGAAGGGGAGGAAGAAGAGAGGGAAGAGGAGGAGGAGGAGGAAGUAGAAGAAGAGAGCGAAGAGGCGAAUGAGGAAGGAGAGGAGGAGGAAAAGAGGGGAGGGGCGGAGGGAGAAGAGAGGGAUGAGGUGGAGGAGGAAGGAAAAGAGGAGGAGGAGGAGGAGGAGGCACUCGACUUAAGCACUCCCCGUGACAACUCUCACAACGCUGAAAUAAACUGUCUCGAGAUUCUCAAUUUUGAAUUAUUUGUUUGUUGA
Molecule: messenger RNA, 411 nt
Organism: Hydatigera taeniaeformis
Lineage: Eukaryota; Metazoa; Platyhelminthes; Cestoda; Cyclophyllidea; Taeniidae
Source: the annotation of a GenBank genome assembly